CUAUCUGUCUCGUUUUCUCAUAGCGCGAGCACAGUGUUUUAAAGCCUGCGGGCUUAUUCCUUUCCAAACUUAUUCAUAAAUUACCAUCCAGCUUGCAGUGUUUUUAAAGUACAAAUUUUACCCGACCACAAAAUACUAAACCGCUUUUGUUUGUGUAGAAAAAAAACAACAUAUAAAUAAAGUGACAGUUUGCAUUCAGGUGCACUGUCCGCAUAGGCUACCCACGGUGUAGGUACACAGAAAGAGCAAGAAGGCAGCCAAAAAAGAAGAAGCUUCCAGAACAUUCGAAUCGUGUUUUUACGGGUGUGCGUGCGUUCGCGGCUACAGGCAAGGCAGAAAGGAAAAUCGGUCCAGAACAGGCGAACAAGAGGCAGCACCUCGUUACGCCUAACCCGUGCGGUGUCCUCCUGUAAAAUCGCACUAGCUUUACAUCGGUUUGUACUGGCGCUACGUGGGCUGCAACGACUGGGACAUCUUCGGUACGCGGAAACAGUAAUACAAGCUCUCGAACUGGUGGGACGAACUAACCUUACUCAAAUACUUUCUGCCGAUCAACGCACGCACACACGAUGGUUUUUGAGACAAAGUUCUACGACAUACUCGGCGUUGCGCCCAACUGCACGCCGGACGAGCUGAAAAAGGCGUACCGGAAACUGGCACUGAAGUACCAUCCGGACAAGAACCCGAACGAGGGCGAGAAGUUCAAGCAGAUCUCGAUGGCGUACGAGGUGCUGUCCGAUCCGGAGAAAAAGGCCAUCUACGACGAGGGCGGCGAGGCCGCCAUCAAGCAGGGUGCGGGCGGUGGCGGUGGCGGCUUCCACAGCCCGAUGGAUAUAUUCCACAUGUUCUUUAACGGUGGCUUCUCGGGACGGAAAAACGAACGACAGACGUCCAAUGUGAUACACACGCUGUCCGUGACGCUGGAGGAGCUGUACACCGGUACGAAGCGUAAGCUGGCACUGCAGAAGAAUGUGAUCUGCGAGUCGUGCGAAGGCAUCGGCGGCAAGCGGGGCGCAUCGCAAAAGUGCGCCCCUUGCCGGGGGACGGGCGUCAUCACGAAGGUGCAGAAGAUCGCACCCGGGCUGGUCCAGCAGUACGAGGAGCGGUGCCGGAACUGCCGUGGGCUGGGCGAAACGAUUGACGACAAGGACCGGUGUAAGGAAUGCAACGGGCGCAAAACGGUACGCAUGCGCAAGCUGCUUGAGGUCGAAGUGUACCCGGGCAUGGUGGACGAGCAGCGGAUCGUGUUGAAGGGCGAAGGUGACCAGGAGCCGGACUGUCGGCCCGGCGACAUCGUACUGGUGGUAGAGGAGAAAUCGCACCCCGUGUUUAAGCGCAACGGCCAGGACCUGCUGGUGUUUCUGCACCUGCAGAUCGCGGAGGCGCUGUGCGGCUUCCGCAAGGUGAUCAAAACGCUGGACGCGCGUGACAUCGUGAUUCAGUCCUGUCCGGGCGAGGUGGUGAAACACCUGUCGACCAAGUGCGUGUAUGGCGAGGGCAUGCCGUUGAUGAAUGACCCAACAGAAAAGGGUCGGCUGAUCAUACAGUUUGUGGUGGGUUUCCCGGACUCGCUGCCCCCAGAGGUGGUGCCGGAAAUUCGAAAGUAUCUUCCCACGCCACAGCCCGAUCCGAUCCCGGAGGACCACGAGACGGUAGAAAUGAUGGAUUUCUCUCUGGAAGAGUACCAAAAAGCGAGCGAAGAGGACGAAGGCAGUGACGAGAGCGGCUCCUACAGCCGGUUCAAUCACGGAGGCGGCCAGCGGGUGCACAUGCAAACGUGCAAUUCGAGUUAAGACGGUUCACACACCACCAAACGUUGCAUGCAACAGCAUUAUACCGACGAGGGCGGAACGGCAGAAGAUCUUCCUAGAACUAGGCAGGGAAAGGAAGGGACGAGGACCAUAACAGUACUUUACCGCCGACUGUUUAUUUUGCCGUCAGCCCAGUCUAUUAGAUAUUCCCAAAUUUAAUAGAUGUGUGUGCGUGUGUGUUUGCGCGUGUGUUAUGUUAUGCCGGAGUGUGAAAGCACUGUUAAUGUAUAGAUCGAGCCUGAGCGAAGAGCUAAGAUUGUCGGUAUAUGUAUUUUCUUAUCUUUUUUGCAAACUCUUAACGAUACCAUAAUAGUGAUAACGAACAGGCAAAGGGAAAUAAUAAGAAGACAGAGAAAAGCGAGAAAAAGAGAGAUGAACAAUAAUUAAGUGCUAAUGGCGACAACAGAACAGAGUAAAACAGUAAUGUAGUGGAGUCUCUCUAAUGUGAACUUUCAACAUUCAUCUUAGGGAAACUAAGUCAACGUGUUGCUAUUGUGUAUCCAAGAACACCAAGUGGUAAACUAUGACUUUCUUUGGCCGCAAAAUAAAGUAUUUCGAACUGCCAUUCAAUAAAUCUUUUAGGAGCAUCAAGGAGAAGUUCGCUUCAGGGUGGCAUUAUUCUUGAAACCCGUCAAAAUGUUUUGAAGACAUCAUCUAUAUCUCAGAGGGUUCACUGUGUUUGUAGCUGCACGCUGUGAAUUUUCGUACGAAUACAAGAGAGGCGAUAGAAGUGCAAAGGGAAAGUAGCGGCAUGGGAGCUGAAAAGGAAAGCGUCAGCACUUGCAUCACGCUGCACACACACACACACACACACCUUUCUGCACACUGCGGAAAAGCCUUUCUCUUUCAUGAAUGUUAUCACAUACAUUCACACAUGAGGGUUUUCUUUUCCUGGUCUCCGACAGCCACAACAUAUGUAUGUGUGUGUACGGUGUGAUGUUCUCGCUCAAUUUUACUCUAUUCUGAGGAAUCCUCUCCAAACCAACAUCAUGCCGUCCCGCCAUCCCAAAGAUGUUUACCUCAUCUGUUCGAAUAUUUUGUAUGGCUUUUCCAGAAGAUGCUCCGGUGUGGCGUGAUCGUGUCAUGUGAAGCACUCAUUUGAGUGCUUGGAUUUUGCAUUAGCUACCUUCCGACAAUUUGUCACACCCACACUGUCGUCGGUGGUGCCUGCCCCGGCUGUGCAUUCCUUAAGGAAAUGUGGGAUAGGAGGAAAGGGUACAUCUAAGAGGGGUUUAGAUGGGAAUAAGGAAAUAUAGCUGCGUAAGGGGACGGUAGGGAGCACUGCCACGAAAAAGUGUCGGAGAGAUAUACCAAUGAAAUAUGGAACCAGAAGAGCGAGGCUCUGUGUAUCACGUUGAAACGGCCGUAUCACUAAGAAAGAGAGAGAUAGCGAGAGAGAGAGAGAGCGAGAGAGAGAGAGAGAGAGAGAGAGAACGAGAGAGAGAGAGCGAGAUGGGCGGAGGAGAAGGUCUGCGCUCUAUUAGGACGCUUCGAUUGUAGGAUAGGAUGCGUGUUGUGUAGCCGCGUUUAUUCGAACGGCAUUGCACAACAUGCAACAUGUUGUGGAUUCGGACCUCAUGUGGAUCGUCCCCCUAUAGCAUGGACUGACAAAUCGGUUGCGAAGUACUAAAUAAGCCCCGAAAGCCUGUAUAUGCGGGUAUCAUCGCGUAGGUCGUUAUGCAAAUAAGAAGUAAAGGAAGAAAACAUGGUUUUAUGAAAGCACCGCAGUGCAGAAGGUAGGCAACAGCGACGUUAUAUAGCGACGAAAAUAUAUAUUAAAGAGAUGAAAAAAAAUCAUCGAGAAUCUGAUUAAAAAAAUAAAUACACCCACAAUACACAUUGCAAGACAAUAUAA
Molecule: messenger RNA, 3666 nt
Organism: Anopheles merus
Lineage: Eukaryota; Metazoa; Arthropoda; Insecta; Diptera; Culicidae
Product: dnaJ homolog subfamily A member 4-like
Exons: 4
Coding region: 570-1793 (407 amino acids)
Biological process (GO): response to heat; protein refolding
Cellular component (GO): cytoplasm; cytosol
Molecular function (GO): ATP binding; Hsp70 protein binding
Source: RefSeq, a predicted model, not a curated record